This is a messenger RNA of Carassius gibelio (silver crucian carp), 5328 nucleotides long. RefSeq names its product hypermethylated in cancer 2 protein. The record is from RefSeq and is a predicted model, not a curated record. Gene Ontology annotation, biological process: regulation of transcription by RNA polymerase II. The transcript is spliced from 2 exons. Lineage: Eukaryota; Metazoa; Chordata; Actinopteri; Cypriniformes; Cyprinidae. Gene Ontology annotation, molecular function: RNA polymerase II cis-regulatory region sequence-specific DNA binding; protein binding; DNA-binding transcription factor activity, RNA polymerase II-specific. Gene Ontology annotation, cellular component: nucleus. Bases 202 to 1572 code for a protein of 456 amino acids.
CCCCUGCCCUUGUUUACAAGGUAUCUGAAAAUACACCGUAUAUGUGUUUGUUGUCGCAUAUAAACGUGAUGGAAACAUCUGCGCGAUGCUGAAUUGAGGAACUGGUGGUGAUUAUUAGCAGUAACAACAACAGCAGCUGCUUUAAAUGCGUUUCGUGAUCUGCUGGUAAGUGAAACCAAUGCAAAACAUCAAGGGUAGGCGAUGGAGCUCCCAAACUACGCCAAUCAACUGCUUCUCCAGCUCAAUCAGCAGCGCUCCAAGGGCUUCCUGUGCGAUGUCAUCAUCAUGGUUGAAAACACGCUCUUCCGGGCCCACAAAAGUGUCCUCGCCGCCACCAGCCACUACUUCAAGUCCCUUGUCCUUCAUGAUAACCUAAUCCACCUCGACCCUGACAUGGUGGAUCCAGUUGUUUUCCAGCAAAUUCUGGAUUUCAUUUACACCGGCAAGUUGGAAGAAGAGACCUUUGAUGGUGUGGAUAUAAGCUCUCUGCUCACCACAGCUAACUUUCUCCAGCUCAAUGACCUCGCAAACCUCUGCUCCAGUAAGAUCAACCAAAAUGGGUCCCUCAAUAGCGGUGCUCGUGGAAGCUCCAAGUUUUCAAUUCACCUGUACGAAGACCACUCAUCAGACACUGAAACAUACACGUGUAUGACGCCUCCCAAAAAACGGCAUAACGCCGAAAGCAGAUGCAUUUCAAGGAAAAAGCAGGAGUUGUUGUUGGAUUUGUCUAAGAAAAAUUCUAAUUCUGAGACAACAGCUACCGACAAAGUUUUUCAGUCUAGACCCAUCUCCAACAAUAUGGCAAUAAAUAUGAAGUGUGUUCCAAAGGAAGAGAAGUGGAUAAUUCCUUUGGACGGAGCUCAGGAAAGAAAAAGGGCGGGAUCCCGAAGAAAAUCUAAGGUCAAUGGUUACGUUCCUCCUAGCAGGUCUGGAAGUCAAUCAAGCCAGAAUCAGACCUUCACUUUACAGUUGUCUGUAAAGAAAGAGAAAGGAAUAGGAGGGAAAACAGAUGAAAUUGAGGGCCAAAAACCAAACAAUGGCAGCACCAAUUUUGUUUAUCAAAAGGAGACCUUUCUCAAAGAAGCUGAAGGGGACAACCCUUAUGUUUGUAUCCCAUGCGAAAAGGGUUUUCCCUCCUCAGAGAGUCUUAAAUCCCAUGUGGAAAGCCAUUUGGAUGAAGAUGUGGAUGUGAAGGUUGAGGAUGAGGAGGAAGAGGAACGUGACGGAGAGCCUGGAGUCACCAGAGUUUCACCAGAAGCUCCCGAGAGCUUGGAGCAGAGUCCGGUGAAGUCCCUCAAAGAUGUCGACACCGUGCGUCCCUUCCCUUGCAACAUUUGUGGCAAGAUGUUCACGCAGCGCGGCACUAUGACCCGCCACAUGCGCAGCCACCUCGGUCUAAAGCCAUUUGCGUGUGAGGAGUGUGGCAUGCGCUUCACCAGGCAGUACCGACUCACUGAGCACAUGCGUGUCCAUUCAGGGGAGAAACCGUAUAAGUGCCAGGUCUGUGGUGGGAAAUUUACGCAACAAAGAAACCUCAUUAGUCAUAUGCGGAUGCAUACCUCAGUAUCUUAGAACAGAUCAAAGAGCCCUACACUAGGAUAACACAGAUGCCCACAGUUCUCCAUAGUGCUUUUGUUUGGGUUUUAUUUAACUAGGGUUCAGUUUUCCAACAAGUUCUCCAGAACACUACAAAGAUUCCUCUAGAUCCUCUUUUCAGGGGUUUUACUUUUUGAGCUAAUGAAGGGUCUUUAGUCUUACCCACAAAUUUUCUAUGAUUCUGCAAAGAGUCAUCUUAGUUAAAAAUUAAACCUCUGUAGUGUAAUCUACAACACGUGUCAAACUCUGGUCCUGGAGGGCCACUGUCCUGCAGAGUGUUGCUUCAAAACGCCCGUCUGGAAGUUUCGAGUAAUCCCAAAGACCUUGAUUGGCUGGUUCAGGUGUGUUUAAUUUGGAUUGGAGGUAAAUUAUGCAGGACAGUUGGCCUUCAGGAGCUGAAUUUAACGUCCCUGAUCUAAGGUACUAUUUUGGAAACACAUCCUACAAAGAUUCCUCUAGCUUUUCUCCACAGAGUUUACUAAUUGAGCUAAUUUAGGGUUCAGUUCAGGCCACACAUUCCCUAAAAUGCUACAAAAAUCCACUAGAUCUUCUCUACAGCGUUUUUUUUAUUUAUUUUUUACAAAAACAGUGUCCACUUUCACCCACAAAUCUCUAAAAAAAAUGUAACAAAGAUUCUUCUACCCCAAAACGGAAGCUUCGGAAGAUCUAUAGCAGUCUAGAUCUCUUCUCUAAGUUUUUUUCUGGGGAUCCUACACCAGGGGAGGGCAAUGGAUUGCUGAUGUCCUGCAGAGUUUAGCUCCAACCCUUGUCUUUAGCCUUAGUAAUCCUGAAGACCUUGAUUAGCUUAUUCAGGUGUGUUUGAUUGGGGUUAGAGCUAAACUCUGCAGGACAGCGCCACUCCAGGACCGACGUUGCCUACCCUUGUCCUACACCAUUCUACACCAUGUGUAGGACAAGGGUAGUCUAAAUGAGGAGGACACCAAAAUGCAAAGUGGUGGACAGGUUUAAGCAGCACUGAUCAAGAUUAGGGGUAGUCAGCUUUGCACCUGGAAGGCUACUUUCCUGCCGGCUUCAGUUCCAAAUCUGCGUCAACACAAUUGGAACACCUUGACUAGCUGGUUCAGGUGUGUUUGGUUAGGGUUGGAGGAUGGUAGGGUCACUCAAAUUCAGACGUGGAGGCCCUGCAGGGUUUUGCUUAAACACUGAACAACUUACCUACUUGUAACUCUGCAUACCUUGGUUUGAUUCUUCAGGUGUCAUUGAUUAGGGUUGGUGCUAAACUCCUAAUUUGUGGAAAACUGAUCUAUGAAUCGAAUUCAAGAAUUAUAAUUCUGAGGAUUUGUGACUAGAACUAAAGCCUAAAUUUUCUCAAAGAGGGAAUCUUUGUAAUCUAUUCUAGAGAUCAGCUGUGGCCACAAAUCCUCUAGAAUUCUCUAAAGAUUCAUUUAGAUCUGCUUCAGACACUUUAUCUUUUGAACUAAUACUGGAUUCCGUUUGGAUCAAGAGUCAUUUAUAAUUUAAUCGAAGAAUCCUCGCCAAAGUGAAAUCCUAGAUGAUCUCAAAAAAGGGAACCUCUGUAGUCUAUUGUAGGGUUGAUGUUUGGCUACAGUCCCUCUAUAAUAAUAAAGAGAUUCACAGAUAAACCUUUUGAGCUAAUCUAGAAUUCCGUUUGCAUCACAUUUAGAAUUCUACAAACAGUUCUCUAGAUCUUCUCCGUACUGAUUUUUCAUUCACAAAUUCUCCCAAAAUCCCUUUAGUUCAAAAGACUUCUGUAGAGAAGAUCCAAAGCAUUCUAUUUGUGGCAUUCUUUCUAGAUAGUUUAAUCUAGGGUUCACAAGCGAUUCUCUAUCAAGUUUACUUUUUUAAGCUAAUCUAGAGUUCAGUUUCCACAGCAAAUCCUCUAGAAUGCUAUAAAGAAUUAUCUAAAUCUUUAUAAUAGGAUGGCAAUGCCAUUCCCUGAGAAGCAUAAAAAUGCCAACGUCAUCCAAUACCUGCUGUUAUACCUCUUUCUUCAUACCUUCUUAUUAUUGUGCAUGAAUUGUUUGUUAUUGUUAGUGUGUAGCUAAAAACUAUCAAGUUUAUCCAGUUAGCGAUUGUAGUUUAAUCGAUUCAAAUGAAAAUUACCUCAAAUAGCGAGUAAUCCUCUCAGACCUGAAACAGCCGAAUGUUCCUGGUGAUACCAGUUAUUUUACAGCGGUGACUUGCGAAUGUAAUUUAGGAGUCAUGAUCGAGUUUAUGCUUCAGAAACAGACGCUGUAAUAAAGCUAUCUGGGUUGUUUACUUGAAUACACAAACUUGCUACCUCAGAUUAAACCAAACCCUCUGAUUAGCCUGCAUGAGAUUACAAAUCCAUAUUAGAGAAGAUAAACUACACGGUGUCUUCCAUAUUACAGUCACUCUUUCUAGUUUAAUUAAUGAGCUUAAACUGACAUCUGAUUCUGAACCGAGGAAAACACACUGCCUGUGUUAAUAAACACUUUUCAGGGGGUCAGGUAAUACUUCACCGUAGUAGGGUUGCGAUCUGAGCUCGUGAAGUUGUAUUGCUUGAGUGAUUAGGGUGCUUUGAUGUACAGUUCCAAAGAAAUAUUGAAUGUUGAAAUGCUUAAGAAAUACUGUAAAACUAUAACCAAAUCUAUAUUCUUGCUAAAUAUUUAAGUCUAAUUUAAUUCAGGUUUAUAUCAAGUCUUUCUUCUUUCUUUUUUUUCAAGGGUUUUUCUUUUGGGGUUUUCUUGCCUUUUCUUAUUUUAAUGCUUCAACCAAUGGCUUAAUUUAUACAGCAUGUUGUCCAUAUUUUCUUGUGGCUUGUGCAUUAUUCUUAUGAAUUAAAAAAAAAAGUUAGGUUUAGCAGAUUGCAUUCAUGCAUUAAGUGUUGAAACGAGACCAAAAGCAUAAAAUCAAUUCCUAUACUGUAAAUAUCUUUGGGUAUCUUGACGUGUUAUUAUUAUGAGUUGAUAUAUCAAUGAAACUUUUACUUAAUCGGAGAUUAAAUAAUUUUCUUAUUGUGUUUUGAUUUCUCUACACCAUGUUGGGUUUAAACUACCUCUGGUUGGGUUUUUUGUAUGGGUUUUCAUCAUGCCGGAGGGCUUUUUAAACGAUACCUAAUUUCGAGGUUGUAUUCAUUUGUUAUCUAGUAAUAUCAAAAGAGGUACUUUAAUUAAAAGAUCAACUAGCCUAAGAUUUGAUGUGCUGAAUUGACUUUUCGGGCACUAUUUGAUUGUUUUGUGCUUGCUUUUUCUCUAUUUUUGCUUUAUAUUAAGAUGAUUAUUUGACACUGUAUGUAAAUCAAUAGGAUUCUAGAAUAUUCAGGAACUUUUUAAUACAUAAUGGGACUUGAAACUGAACUUCAAAACUGUGACAACACUUUGAUUUGCAUCCUCUGCAAACCUCAGGGAACACUUUUGGGACACGUCCCAGUUCACUUUUUGAACCAUAAAGCGCCAUUUAACCAAUGUUUUUGCAGCUAUAUGUCUGUUUUUCGAUUUAGAUAGUUUCAAUAUUCUCCACAAUGGACACAAUGCGCCUUCAGGAGGUUAGGCAGCUCUUUGCAUUUGCAGUACUGGUUUGUGUGUGUGUACAUGUAUGGUCUUGAUGCGGUUUUCAAAUGCUUUUGAAAUGUCAAGUAGUUUGUUCUGAAAUGAUGAUGCUUGAGCAUUUGCAACCCGUUUAUGAAAACCAAAGCACAUUUUCACUCUUUGAAGAAUUUAAGGUCCUGUUGUAUGUAACAUUGUUCUCAGUAAUGACAUGAAAUAAAAUUAAAUGCUGAUCAAACAA